GGCGUGCAGGACGAGCCGCUGCUGAGAGAAAACCCGCGCCGCUUUGUCAUCUUUCCCAUCGAGUACCACGACAUCUGGCAGAUGUAUAAGAAGGCCGAGGCGUCCUUCUGGACGGCCGAGGAGGUGGACCUUUCCAAGGACCUGCAGCACUGGGACACCCUGAAGCCCGAGGAGAGGCACUUCAUUUCCCACGUCCUGGCUUUCUUUGCAGCCAGCGACGGCAUAGUGAAUGAGAACUUGGUGGAGCGGUUUAGCCAGGAGGUUCAGAUCACCGAGGCCCGCUGCUUCUACGGCUUCCAAAUUGCCAUGGAAAACAUACAUUCUGAAAUGUACAGUCUCCUCAUUGACACCUACAUUAAAGAUUCCAAAGAAAGGGAGUUUCUCUUCAACGCCAUCGAGACGAUGCCUUGUGUCAAGAAGAAGGCAGACUGGGCCUUGCGCUGGAUUGGGGACAAAGAGGCCACCUAUGGAGAGCGUGUUGUAGCUUUUGCUGCGGUGGAAGGCAUCUUCUUUUCUGGUUCUUUUGCAUCAAUUUUCUGGCUCAAGAAGCGGGGACUGAUGCCUGGCCUCACGUUUUCCAACGAACUCAUUAGCAGAGAUGAGGGUCUGCACUGUGACUUUGCCUGCCUGAUGUUCAAACACCUACUGCACAAACCUUCUGAGAAGAGAGUGAAAGAAAUAAUUACCAAUGCUGUUAAGAUUGAACAGGAGUUCCUCACGGAGGCCUUGCCGGUGAACCUCAUCGGGAUGAAUUGUACUUUGAUGAAGCGGUACAUUGAGUUCGUGGCCGACAGACUCAUGCUGGAGCUGGGUUUCAGCAAGGUUUUCCACGUGGAAAACCCAUUUGACUUCAUGGAGAAUAUUUCGCUGGAAGGGAAAACGAACUUCUUUGAGAAGAGAGUAGGAGAGUACCAGAGGAUGGGAGUGAUGUCAAGCCCAACAGAGAAUUCUUUUACCCUGGAUGCUGACUUCUAAAUGAAUCCAAGGUGUGCUAGUUUGCUCGUAUGUGAAAUUGGCACUUUAUACGCAGAUAAACAUAGCUUAUAUUGUCUGUAUAAAGGCCCUAUUUAGCCUAAGCUGAGUAGUUUGUACACCAAAUGCACAGUAUUCUGUUGACCAUUAAUGGGGGCCAGCUCAAAAUUUACCAGGUGGCCAAGUUAAACUGUAAUGUAAGCAUGUUAUCUGUGAGCUGAAGUGCCUUUUCAUCUUUAAGUUCAGUCCUGUGUAUACCUGAGUAUUAAUCCUGUUGCCACCACGUAGGAGGUGGGUUGUGUUUUGUGUUCUGUAGCCUGGGCCUAGUGUCAUGAGAUGAACGGGAAGGACCCUCUAACUUAAACACUAGGCACCAAAGUGUGGUCUGCUGGCUGCAUCUGGCAACCUGGGUGUGUUUAAUUUGCAUAUAAAUAGGUGCUAUGGGCUUAAUAGGAAAUUUUUUUUUUAAUUUUUAAAUUUUACUUUAAAAAAAA
This is a messenger RNA of Miniopterus natalensis, 1466 nucleotides long. Lineage: Eukaryota; Metazoa; Chordata; Mammalia; Chiroptera; Miniopteridae. The record is from RefSeq and is a predicted model, not a curated record.